AUGUUUAAUAAAAAAUUUAAAAAACAAGUUUCUAUUUCUUUUCAAGAUCAGGAUAAUAAAGAAUAAAUAGAUAAUACUGCAUAAUCCAAUACGAACUAAAUAAAGAAACCUAAAAAUCGGUUGAACUAUGAUGAGGAGGAAAAUACAGAUUAAAUUAAAAAAUAUGUGAAAGUAGAAAAUAAACCAAUAGUAGAAGCUCAGAAAGAUGUGAUUCAAAUAGAGAAUUACGAGUAUCUAAAGGAGUUAGAAGAGGAAAAUAGAAUGAAUAAUUACUUAGCUAAAAAGAGUUUGGAAAAUGUAGAAGAAAUCAAUAUUAUAGAUUUAGAAAAUGAUGGAAUUUAUGAGGAUGAUCAGCCAGUAAGGAGAAAUUAAAAUCAAUAAAAUGUAAUUAUAAUAGACGAAACAGACAAUAAUUUAAUUACUGAUAUGGAUAACAAGAGGAUGAAUAUGAUAGGAAUAGCUAAAUAAUAGAAGCUUUUUUAUGAACAUAAUUCAGAUGAUGAGGAAUUCAAUAGGUUUGAGAAAAAUAUCAUCAAAUCGAAUAAAGUUUCAUAUGACUAUGCGAACAACGGGUUUAAGACUUUCAAUUUUAAUGAUUCCCAAUAGAUGCAUUAUUGCAGUUUUAUGGACAACUUCUCUUAAAUAAAUUUGGAAUAAAUUAUCGGAAAUCUAUAGACUCUCAUAUCUUAAGAGAAUUUCAAAAGAGACAGAUUGCAAAAGGAAUUAGAGAGAUCAACAUCAGCCAUUCAUUCUAGUGAGAUGCUAAUAAAGAAUUGGUUAGAAUAGAACUAGGAGUUAUAGAAGCAAUUAAGGGAGUUUGAAUUAGUAAAUGAAUAUUUUCAAUGUUUCAAUGAUAUGUCAAAGUAGAAGAUACCAACUCUAUUUAAAUUAUAUGAUGAAUUCGAUGAAAUGCGUGAUGAAUAUUACAAUUUGAUUGAGGCAAGAAUUGAGGAAGAAUAAUUGAUAUUCUCUGAAUUAUUUUAGGGAUUGCCAAAUGAUAUCAUUCUCAAUUAUGCUAAGGAUAUUUGUUUACAUAUGGAUGACGUAGAUGAAGAGUAUGCAGAUUUGGAGAAGAUUUGCAAGAAUUACUUUAACGUAAUGUUUGUUAUACCAAAUGUCAAAGUCUUAUAGCCAAUUUUCGAUUAUCAUGUUCUAGUGAGAUUCAUAGAGUUGUAUUGUGAGAACAUGGAUGAUUGUGAAUCUGAUUUAUUUGAGGGUUUGGUUUCUGAUUAAUACUUACUCUGUUAAUUGAUAAUGCAAUGUAGAUUCAUUAAAGGAUUAUUAACACUAAAUCCAAUUCAAACCAAAUUUAUCCAACAAUUUUUCAGAUCCAUUUUAAAACACACCUACUAAUUUUUAAAAUAAUCAAAUACCGAAGAAGCCCAACAAUGUUUGAAUUAUAUUAAAUCAUUGCUUGAUUCAGUGUUAAAAUCAAUAUACAAAAAGCCUUGUAUUUAUGGGCCACAGAUAGUCGAAUACUUAAGUUUGAUGAAAGAUAUCCUUCCUAAAGAUACAAUUGAAAAGCUAAUCAAAAAUUUUUAAUGA
Messenger RNA from Paramecium tetraurelia, 1545 nucleotides. RefSeq lists its product as uncharacterized. The transcript is spliced from 2 exons. The record is from RefSeq and is a predicted model, not a curated record. Lineage: Eukaryota; Ciliophora; Oligohymenophorea; Peniculida; Parameciidae.